AUGACGAUGACAACAGAAAAUGAAUCUGGACAAGAUUAUGCCGAUCAUCAUCGAAGUUUUCUAAAUCGUUCUGAACCUAUUAAUUCUUCUCCAUCGUCGUCCUCUUCGUUCUCAUGUUCAUUAUCACCAAGUAUGUCGGCAAUAACAACGCCAAGCAAGCGCAUACAAGGAGAAACCGAAGUCGAUUCAGGUCGAUCAUCAGAUUUAGAUGAAGCAGAGACAACAACAACACUCAAACAAGAUGAAAAUGAACUUAUUACACCCGAAUUAAAACAACAAAAACAAGAUGAUUUAAAUUCGGAUAUUAUUCAGAAAAUUAACAAAGGUUUAUCGCUAGGUUACGAAUAUGAUUUAAUUCAACAUGUUAUUAAACAAAAUGAUAAAGACACAGAUAUGUCAAAAUUUUUAGAAGAAUUAGUACGAACAGCUGAUUCAUCAUUGAAUAACAAUUCAAAUAUAAAUAAAAACAACAAUAGUAAUAUAAAUUCGAACCAAAGUAAUAACACAAUCAACGGCAAUAAUACGAAUAGUACGAUGUUCAUGAAUAUAAAAUCAAAUGGUGGAAUCGAUAGUUGUCAUGAAAAUAUGACUUUACAAGGGAACUGGACACAAAAUACAAAUAACAACAAUAACAGUCAUAAUAGCAAUAAUGCUACACAACAGCAUAUUGUACAGCAUGAUAUUUAUGUAGUGGAUGGAGCCGACAUUGCAUGCAAUUAUGGAAAUGGCGUAUUUUCUUGGAAAGGUAUCGAAAUCUGCAUUAAAUAUCUUCAUUCACAUGGUCAUAAAAAGGUUUAUGUUGCAUUACCAUAUCAUUUGAAAAAUCAUCGACAAAAUCUACAAUUUCUUGAAUCAAAGGCAUUGAGAGAUUUAGAAAAGAAGAGUAUGCUCGUAUAUACAAAUCGGAAUUUUAAACAAACAAAUAAACAUGAAAGUAUUCAACAUAUAAGUGAAAUGUUAAAAUAUGUUCAUAAAUCAAAAGGACAUUUAAUUACAAAUGUUUCAUUGAAAGAAGUUAUUCUUGAUUUUACCAUAUAUAAACAUAUAUUGGAAGAACGAGUUGUAAGAUAUAAAUUUCAGCAUGACAACUUCAUACCAUUACUUGUUGCAAUUACAAACGGGGAAGAUGGUGAAAGUGAAAUGCAUUAUCCAUUAUGUCCAUACGGUAAAAAGUGUACAUACGGAGUAAAAUGCAAAUGGGAACAUCCUGAACGUCGUAAUCAAAAUUUAUUAUCGGUUACAGAUAGUGUAAUAAUGAAGGCAUGUUUAGAAAAAUCAAAAUUAGAUUAUCGUCAACAAUCAUUAGUACAACCAUUCAUACAAUCUCCUCUACCUGAUACUUUAGUAUCAUCAGCUUCAAUACCAUUGAUGAAUAAAGAUGGUCUACAACAUGUUCUAACAAAUAACGGUUUUAAACCAAAAUUUAAGCCGUAUUCAUCAGCACAUAAUACACUAUUACGCAUGGAUCCAAAUGAUCUUGAUUCUUCUGCGACAAUGUUUCCAACAUAUCGAUCUGAUUCUUAUGUGCCACAACAACAGCCUCAAUCGCCAGCGAUUUCUUUAGCACCUACCAUGUACAAUUCUAAUCCACAUUCAAACGGUUAUAUAUUGUCGUCGUCUAUGGAACAAAGUUUAGUAGAUGAUGCUCUGGCAUCGUAUGCAAACGGUCUAGAAACAUCUGACAAUGGAAAUAGAACAGAGUUCACUUUUAUCGAUCGACGUACACAACAAUCACCAACCAUAAUAAAUCAUCAUCAUCAAAUGCACAAUAAUGGAGCUAUAUUAUUAAAACACUCCCCACAUAGUUGGUAUGGUACACCGACAUCAACCGUAAAUUGUACCACGUUUCCAUCUUACAAUAGUCACCCUAUGUCAAACGAUUUUCUGCUACAACAACAACAACAACAACAAAGAAUUGAUAUUCCAAGAACUCUGUAUCGUUCUGAGAGUAUGAUAUCGCAACUUGAAACUACAAUUAACCAAAAUCCAGGAAUAUUAAUGGAUAAUAAUAUUAACAAUUCUCCACAAUACGCAAACGUGCCUUUACAGUCGCCGCCAGUGGUAAACAACGCACCACAAUUUGAUCAGAAUAUGCUUCGCAUGUUUGCGAGACUAAGCAUGCCUCAGGUGUCUUUACAACAACAACCACUAUCAGUGAUGGAUCCACAAAAUUCAAUGAUGUUAAUGAAUAGUAGCAUGCUGAAUAAUAAUCAUAGUUGCGACGUGCAAAGUCCGUCAACAUGUGCUGUUAAUAGUCAGCACGCAUUAUCCGAAAAAAUACAGUCUGUUCGUCAUUUAUGGGGAGCAACAAACAGAAAUAAAGUUGACACACUACUUUUGUAUAAAAACUUUGGUGACGAUAUCAUAGUGAAACCACGAGCACGAAAACGAGGACGGAGUCCGUUGGUCAAUUAUUGUCGGCCAAAAUAUCCAUCUGACCUCAUCGAUCGAUUACAUACCUGUAAAAUUGAUAAUAAUCAAUGUCAAGUUGUGAAUAACUUGAGAGAAGCUGAAUGCAAAUUAAAACAAUAUUUUCAAACGCAUUUUCAUACUAUUCGUGCACAAUUUGAAAAUAUUGAUCCUUGUGCACUAGGAAUCGUGAGCAAACGUGUUUUUGAACUUAUACACAAAACAAAAAUAUAUUUUAGAAGUGGUAUACUCAUUAGUCCUGAAUGUAUGGAAACAUUGUGGAGUUCGUUUCAGAUACCCUGUGAAUCAAAAGGAGUACCUUAUGAAAUAUUUUUAAGCAGAUUUAUUGAACCCAAAUUACAUCAUCAAUUGAUGGUUGUUCAUAGAAAAGCGAAACAGGAAUGGUGUGCUCAAAAUACAUCUGAUCCGAUUAACGGUAUUCGGCAGGGUAAAACCAUGUGUUCUUACCAACAAAAUCAACGUAAAAUUUCAUGUGAUGAGAAUAACUCAUCGAGCACAUACGUAACACCAAAUGAAUGUAGAAAAUUUAAUUUAAUUACAAAAAUUGCUAAAACUGUGUAUCCAUCAAUGCUGGCAUUGAAGUGUGAUCGCUUAGGGAAAACAUAUAUUCCAAUUUCUGAUGCUAUUCUUUCUCAGACAACAAUUGAUGCCAUUCUGCAACGUAUUCGAUGCAAAUGUUUGAGUGACUAUGGAAGUAUUUAUCGAAUGUUUAAAGCUGCAGACACUAAUGCGAAAGGCUAUUUAACACAAGAAGAAUUUCAAAAAAUAUUAAGAUAUUGUGAUAUAUCGCUGGAUAAUGAGAAUUUUUAUCAUGUAUUCGCCGAAUUGGAUAAAAAUCCAAUGGAUGGAAAAAUUCAAUAUGGUGAAUUUUACGUUGGAUUGAUUUUCGAUGCAUUGGCACCAUAA
Molecule: messenger RNA, 3336 nt
Organism: Didymodactylos carnosus
Lineage: Eukaryota; Metazoa; Rotifera; Eurotatoria; Philodinida; Philodinidae
Source: the annotation of a GenBank genome assembly